GUCACUGAACCGCUUAAUGGAGCAAAGCACUAAAAAUGAAUGCGAUUUUUUUUUUUAACGGCCUCACUGAUCAGAAAGACGCUUUCUUCUCUACUGUCAAAGGACAAUGGGAGAUGAAAUGGAUGGCUAUGGGAAUGACCAACUAAGCAAGGCCAUCCUAGAGAUGUUACACAUGAACAAACUGACAGUACCUCACAGGACCAGGCCUCAACGCUACAUGAAACUAGUGUACCAGUUCCUUGACUCACCAGCUACCAGGGAUUUAACAAACUCGGAAGGAACCCAGGACCAAAGCUCCAGAAGUAUCCAAGAUCCAAAGUAUGGUACCCCAGGCUGGAUUUGGUUCAAUGUCUCUUGCCUGAAACCUUCAAUAAAAACUGCAGAGUUGGUGUUUUUGCACAAAACAAUCCACCCAGAGCCUCUGACAGUCAGCAUGGCUGUGCGCAGCAUCUUCGUGGUGGGCAACAUGACAGUAAGCGAAUCUCUGGAUGAAAAGGCAUUGACACUGGAUGAGCGUCCUUCUUCCAGUUAUGACAUUUUCAAUGUCUCUGUGGUCCUUGGUCAAAGAAUCGAUGACAUGGUGGGCUUUCAGUUCAGCUACACUGAUGAAAGUGGGAGCUUGGUUUUGCAUGAGGUUUUGACCCAGAGCCUUUACUGCCUGAACACAAGUUCUCAGAAUGAACCCCUGCUGGUUGUCUACCAGUUUCAUCAGCACGACCCUAAUGGAACCCCAAGAACUCCUGACAGGAGGCAGCAACAGCACUGCAGAAUUGCCAGAAGAAGUAGAAGACAACUGCUCCAAGAGCCUGCUUCUAAAGAGAGCUCUUCCCUAGAGUGCAGACUCCUUCAGCAAUAUGUCAACUUCCAUUCUAUGAGGCUGGAUCGCUGGAUACUUGAACCGCCUGACUUCCAUGCAAGCUUUUGCAAAGGUUUUUGCUACCCCACAAAUCCUGUAGCAAACCAAGGUGCUGAACAAGGCAUCCGCAGGACAGCAGGCAGUGUAAAUUGGAUUGCCAAUGUGUAAAGUCAGCCAUCAUCAUAUUACAAUCCAACAUGCUAUAGUUGACACUGAGCCAAGGGC
Molecule: messenger RNA, 1081 nt
Organism: Acipenser ruthenus (sterlet)
Lineage: Eukaryota; Metazoa; Chordata; Actinopteri; Acipenseriformes; Acipenseridae
Exons: 5
Coding region: 107-1024 (305 amino acids)
Biological process (GO): BMP signaling pathway; SMAD protein signal transduction
Cellular component (GO): extracellular region
Molecular function (GO): growth factor activity; cytokine activity
Source: RefSeq, a predicted model, not a curated record